CAAAAACCUCGUCCUGUCAAGUAUGUAAUGAGUUGUGUACGUAAAACACCUACACUCAUUCUCACGGGCAAUUUACACUAAAAUUCGUCAGUAUCACUGCUGGCGACAUUAUUCCGACAUUUUUCAGUCUUGAUACAACGACUCGUCCGUAGGUCGUACUACGCGAAGACUCAAUGUAUUUAAGCUGUGGUCGUCGUGCUGUGCAGGUCGAAUUCGAAGAUGCACGACAAUCCGAAUUAUGACGCACUACAGUCCAAAUUUUCGCACGCGGCCCGAACCAUUGAAUUAGGCGGGUCCAUGCAGCUUCAACGUGCCCAGGCUUCUUCUGCUCCGCGACAGCCAUGGCAAAAUGGAGCGACGACCAGUGGGGCGCUCAGGGAGGCUACCAAACGGUCGCGGGUCCGAGUCCCGGUUAUUCACAACCUUACGCGCAAACCGUCAAUCCCCCGACGCCAUAUCCAGACCAAGCGUACGAUGGUGGCGACACCAAAUCACCCUACGAUGGUGGUCGCUUUCAGCCAAAGAAAAGGGUGAACGAUCCCAUCUUUUUGAUCUUGUUCAUCCUCCAGCUACUCGGUUUUGCUGCACUAUCGGGCAUCGCCAUCAAUGGUUGGAUCAAAGUAGGCGGCCUAGGAGGUGGUAUCGGAGGCGACGGCGAAACCGGCAGUUCGGUCACGCUCAACUGGCACACUGUUUAUCUGCUAUUGCUUGUGACCGCCGCCGGCCUCCUGCUAUCCACAGCCUAUCUUAUGUUGGUCCGCGCCUUCACUCGCGUAAUAAUGCACAUUACUCUCAUCCUCGCAAUCGUGGCGAAUAUUGCGAUCUGUGCCUACUACUGGAUUACCGGGUACUACUCUGCCGCCAUAAUCUUCACUAUCGUUGCGGUCUUCUCCGUCUUGGCAUACUUCGGCUUUCGGUCCCGCAUUCCUCUGGCCUCCCUUCUCCUCCAGGUUGUUAUGGACAUCUCUAAGCACCAUCUCAGUACCUAUUUCGUGGCCUUUAGUGCCCUGUUUCUGCAGGCUGCGUUGAGUGUUUGGUUCGUUUUCACCUCCAUGGCGAUUUAUGCGAGAUGGACACCUGGAAAUCCAGGCUGCGGCACAACGUCCUCCUGUUCAUCUGGAAAAGUAGCAGGCCUCUUGUUCUAUUCUGUAUUUUCCUACUUGUGGACUUCACAAGUCAUCGGGAAUGUUGCGUUGGCCACACUUGCCGGCGGACCAUAUGGCUGUUGGUACUACUUCGGCCCUCGUGACCUUGGGCAGAUGCCAAAACACCCCACACUAAGUGCAUUUGCUCGUGCAUCCACACUUUCUCUAGGAUCUAUUGCCUUUGGCUCUCUGAUCGUUACUAUUCUUGAACUCAUUCGCAUGAUUCUCAAUGCCGCAAGGAAUAACGCCAGCCAACAAGGAAGCCCUAUUGAAGCUUGUCUUGCUUGCUGUGCCGAACUAUUCGUCUCUUGCAUCGAGUCAUUGGUUCGAUACUUUAAUAGAUACGCGUACAUCGAAAUCGCCCUAUACGGAAAGCCCUACUUGCAGGCAGCCAAGGAUACUUUCAAUCUCUUUAGAGACCGAGGCAUCGAUGCUCUCGUCAAUGACUCGCUAGUCGGAACGACAUUGAUAUUCGGUGCCUACAUGGUAGGGCUUCUCUGCUCGUUAUUCGCGUAUCUGUAUUUGAGAUUCACCCAUCCAUCAUACAACGCUGAAGGACAAUAUACGGCACCUGUGGUUUUAUUUGCCUUCUUAAUUGGACUUCAAUGCUCCCUGACACUAUCUUCAACUAUCGAGGCUGGAGUGUCGACAAUUUUCGUUGGCCUCGGACAGGACCCCCAAGUGCUGGCAAUGCGUGCACCUCCUCUCUUUGCAAUGAUUGCUGAGAGAUAUCCACAUGUCGUUCAGGGUGUGCCUAGGGUUUGAGUCUGAUCGUCCUCGUACAGUAUGCAAACGUCGACAUCGAACGUGACUCCCCUCUCAGCAUCACCAACGGUGCCGACGGCUUUGAUCCCGCCAGGACUCACUAUUCUAACACGGCUCGGUUUUGUACCCACGAUGUAUGAUUAAUUACCUUAGUUGAAGUGCCAGGACAUACAGCAGUUCAGAUAUGUAAGUGUGGCACAGAUUAUGGUCGUGAGGUUCCUCUGAAAAAAAUGUGAAAAAGUGUCCCAGGGAGGAUUCGAACCUCCGGCUUCACGGUUAUGUUG
Molecule: messenger RNA, 2194 nt
Organism: Pisolithus orientalis
Lineage: Eukaryota; Fungi; Basidiomycota; Agaricomycetes; Boletales; Pisolithaceae
Product: plasma-membrane choline transporter-domain-containing protein
Exons: 18
Coding region: 342-1910 (522 amino acids)
Biological process (GO): transmembrane transport
Cellular component (GO): plasma membrane
Molecular function (GO): transmembrane transporter activity
Source: RefSeq, a predicted model, not a curated record